AUGGAGCAAAACGCACACAGAUCCUAUAUCCACCUCAGCCUCUUCCUCUUCCUCUUCCUCUGGUUCACUCUGGGAAAUUUCUGGGUCUUUUCCAUUUACCUGCCUAAUUUCACACCCCCUUUCGAGCAGCCUUAGAAACCUUGCAAAAGAACACUGUACCUUUUUGCAGUUGGGGUUCUCAUCCUCAGUCAUGCGAUGGCAAGUAUAACCAAUUCCACCAGAAAAAGAAGUGUCAGUGAGGAGGAGAAACUGGACUUCUCCAUUAGUCGUUAG
This is a messenger RNA of Sorex fumeus (smoky shrew), 273 nucleotides long. It is a transcript of the gene TMEM272, whose product is annotated as transmembrane protein 272. The record is from RefSeq and is a predicted model, not a curated record. The transcript is spliced from 3 exons. NCBI's taxonomy places the organism in Eukaryota, Metazoa, Chordata, Mammalia, Eulipotyphla, Soricidae.